This is a messenger RNA of Lates calcarifer (barramundi perch), 4972 nucleotides long. It is a transcript of the gene gpr161b, whose product is annotated as G protein-coupled receptor 161a. The record is from RefSeq and is a predicted model, not a curated record. Gene Ontology annotation, biological process: G protein-coupled receptor signaling pathway. Gene Ontology annotation, molecular function: G protein-coupled receptor activity. Lineage: Eukaryota; Metazoa; Chordata; Actinopteri; Centropomidae. Gene Ontology annotation, cellular component: recycling endosome; membrane.
CACACUACUACUCAUGAGAGCACGAAAGUAAUAAAAGUAAUAAAACGUAUCCACCAAUUUAUAAAGUGAGAAAACACAAACUCAUUGCAAAUAAAAAAAAACAGUGUCUCUACACUGUGUAAUAUUGAGUUAUAUAAAGAGCAGUUUAUUUUAUUUUCUCCACCUCAUUUAUAUCACCUUCCUGCUGAGAUGAGCAUAAAGUUAACUUAGCACUUCUUUAAAACAGUUUCAAUAAAAUCCAAUCAUUAUAACCUUCAUGCAUGACUGUUGUUGGUAUUAGACUGCAUUCAUUUUAGCUGGAGGUACCUGACAAACUGCCAUCUUCAUCAGGUAACGUUUGAGUUUUACUGUAGUUACAUUUUUUCUGUAAAAGCUGCCCACGUGUUGUCAAAUUGAUGGAAUUAAUUUGCAUGGUAUUUUUUUAUUGCAGUACAUUGAGGACCACUAUAAUCUCCAUGUUCUUCUGUCUACCCUUAGUAGAUCUCCGGACUUUGAUUAGUGGUGUAACAUGCAGGCGAACUGCGCCACCAAGCGGACGGAGUCGGUAUCGUCCCGGUUCUUAUUGGAUAACGGAAGAUGACGAGUUUGUGCGGGAAGCUUUGAUCCAUGUGGGUGGUCCAGCCGGAUGAAAAUGAUGCUUCAUUCACAAAUAGCUUGAUACCAAAGAAACACAUGGUGUGGCUUUUGUAAACAUGAGUACUAUAGUCUUCACGACCCGAAACGAGAUUAAAUGCACUUUUAAGAUUUUUUCAGCGCACCCAGUGUCGUGAUGAUUAAAAAGCACACACAUUACAUGCACUACCAUAAGAAUCUACAGGCGAAAUAAGUGCCACAAUGUCUCCAUGAGAACAAGGCAGUUCCCCUCCGAGACCACCCACACACCGGAGGACUGUGCUGGGAGAGGGAGCUGAAGCGGAGGUGGGAGGAGGACGCCAUUGCAGCCGCAGCUGGCCGUCUGUGAUUCGGCACAGAAGUUACCAAACUUCACAGUGUCCAGACGUCUUUCAAGGGGAUUUUCUAGAUUUUUUUUAGCGCGACAACAGACAACUAAGAUGGACUUUUUGUCACCUCAGGGGAGAAAAUGUGGAGCCACGGAGCCGAGCCAAAGCAGUGUCCCACCAUUCCUUCACCUGUCCGGGGGUCCAGUCUCUCACCAUGAACAUCAGUAGGAACUGCACCACGGUGGGGAAUGGCGAGGGUCUGGCUGCCCUGGAGUCAGUCUCCAUCGUGACCAUCACACUCCUUGCCUGCCUGGGGAACCUCUUGGUUGUGGCCACCCUUUAUCGCAGGCCUUAUCUGCUCACGCCCAGCAACAAGUUUGUGUUCAGCUUGACCCUGUCUAACCUGUUGCUAUCCAUGCUGGUGCUGCCGUUCGUGGCCGUGAGCUCGGCAAAGAGGGAGUGGGUGUUUGGGGUGGUGUGGUGUAACUUCACCGCACUGCUCUAUCUGCUCAUCAGCUCUGCUAGCAUGCUCACCCUUGGAGCCAUCGCCAUUGACAGGUACUACGCAGUGCUUUACCCGAUGAUCUACCCCAUGAAGAUCACAGGAAACCGCGCGGUCGUGGUCAUCGCCUAUGUGUGGUUACACUCUCUGGUGGGCUGUUUGCCUCCUCUGUUCGGCUGGUCCUCCUUCGAGUUCGACUGCUUCAAGUGGACCUGUGUCGCAUCUUGGCACAGAGAGCCGAGCUACACGGCCUUCUGGGUCACCUGGUGCAUCCUCCCCCCCUUCCUCAUCAUGCUAGCCUGUUACGGUGUCAUUUUCCGCGUUGCCCGCAUGAAAGCUCGCAAAGUACACUGUGGGACUGUCGUCGUUGCUCAGGACGACUCCUCUGGCGCUCAGAGGAACGGACGCAAGAACUCGAGUACCUCAACUUCCUCUAAUGGAAGCCGGCGGAGCCUUGUGUACGCAGGAAGCCAGUGCAAGGCCUUUGUCACCAUCUUAGUGGUGAUAGGCACCUUCCUCAUGACCUGGGGGCCGUAUGUCGGUGUGGUGUGCACCGAGGCUUUGUGGGGACAGGGGAGUGUUUCUCAGGGGCUGGAGACUCUGGUAGCAUGGCUUUCCUUCUGCAGCGCCGUGUGCCACCCACUUAUCUAUGGUCUGUGGAAUAAAACAGUGAGAAAGGAGCUGCUGGGGAUGUGCUUUGGAGACCGCUACUACAGAGAGUCAUUCGCUACUCGGCAAAGAACGUCCCGACUCUUCAGCAUCUCCAACAGAAUCACAGACUUGGGUAUGUCCCCGCACCUGACUGCCAUGCUCGCGGGUGGAGGGCAUCUGUUGGCCCCUGGGAGCAGCACAGGAGAUACUGGCUUCAGUUUCACUCAGGACUCAUGCACAGACGUGAUGCUGCUGGAUAACUUCUCUACUGACGGCUCCUCGCACCCACAGCAGCACGGGAAUCCGCCCGGGAAGAGGAGGAGCUCGGUCACCUUUGAAGAUCAGGUGGAGCAUUCCAAAGCUGAAAACACCAACACAUCCUCAGUCCAAGUCCACGCAGAGGUGCACAAAUCCCUCGACACGUUUGCCUCCUGCCUGGCGAAGGCUAUAGAGAGUGAUGCUAAGCUCACUCUGUUUGGGGAGGGUCUGGCUCUCCCGGGAGGACUGUUCACAAUGAGGUCAGCACCGAGACCCAGAUACCUGGACGGUCAGAGACUGAGGCUGGAGAGUAUCGAUGAAGGGAUUGUCAAAGACGACAGAGAGGAGGAGGAGCAGGAUGUGGAGGAGAAACCAGCCUGAACACAGGUGAUCCGGUAACUUGUUGGACACGCUUAUACAAUACUCUGUUUAUUAUUAGUGAACUUUAAGGGUUUCGCACCCUUUACACUAUAAUAUGUGACCUUUCAGAGUGGAGCUUGUCCUGCUCUGUGGUACAGAUUAUGAAGUCUCACUACAUAUAGGUACCCCAUACUUGAAGAAACAGGAAGAGGCACAUUAUUCAUUCCACUAUGUUGGACCACACCAAGAGCACACCAUCAGUGUCUUUGUAAGCUUUUUUUUAUGGAUUAAUGUAAUCAAGUAGGAGACCUUAACUACUGUAACCUAAAUGGUGUGAUUGUUGUAGUAAAUUGUAUACUGCUAUAUAUUACUGUUAUUAUACGUCCUCAGAAAUGACACAUGCCUCAUGAGGGCUGGGCAGUAUGAAAGAAUACAGUAAUUUCCAUCUUCUUAAAGGACUCGCAACAUUCAGAUCCAUUUAAAACCUCUUUUUAAUUACAUUAAGAAAACUAUGUUUCAAGCUUAGAUUCUCUGUUGUUCAGGCACAGAUGAAGAGCCAAUUUGUGCUUGUACUGCACAUCAGUGUUGUCAUAUACGCAGGUGUUUCUACUUGGAUAGACCUGUUUACUGGACUGUGAGGGUGUGUACAGACUGGUGCACCUCAUAGUGAGAGAAGAGUCAGUCUUAAUUAUGACUCCAGGUAAUUUCCAGCAUUAUUUAUGCUAAUAAAGAGGACAUUUUAAAAGGAGCAGAUAACAGAGUUGCGAAUCCUUUGGGAGAUAAAAAUAAAUUGUUUUCUUGUUUGGAUUGGGAACAUGGACACAAUAGGUUUGUCUGUUUUUAAAGCUUACUAAACAGUUACCAGAGGGCCUUUUUCUGACACUGACUGUAGAUACAAAGCUUGUUUACACGUGGAAAACUCUGCUCAGCUGUUGUAAUUCUGAUUGUCACAACAUUGCACAGCUAUUUCUUAUUUGUCGCCAUCACUCUGUAUUUUUUAAAUCUCUCUGAAGAAAUUUUACCAAUGAAAACAUCUUUUUACUGAAGCAAAGUAAUUAGAACAGAGCCAUCAUUGUUGUUGUUGUUGUUAGUAACACCUGUGGUUUUCCUACUAUGACACCUCUUAACGUUGGCUGCAUAGUCCUGCAACUAAGGUUUAUUUAAUUUGAUAAAUUUUAUUGUACCAUUGUACCAUUAAUUGUUUUUUCAAAGCCCCAGUAUCGUCCAUUUAUUAUCAAAGCAUCAAAUAUUUACAUCUAAGAAUAACUAUCACAUUUUUGGUAUUCUUGCCCAAAAAAUGACAAGUAAUUAGUUGAUUAUCAAAGUAGCUGAUGAGUAAUUAUCUGUCCAUCGAUUAACUGAUUAAUCGACUAAUCAUUGCAGCACCGUUAAAUUGGCUGUAGGUAUUAUUACGUUGAUCAGAGUUAGUACAGUUAUUCAGUAUGUCUGUGUAUUGCCCAGCCCUGAGCUUCACCACAUGAACAGAAUUUGUGGGCCAACAUUUUGUAGCAUUAGUGAGGUACGGAAAGAGUGAGGUGUAGGUACCUGCAGUAACCACAGGUGUAUUAGAAACAGGGACAGCUCUGACACUUGGUGAUUAUUGGACAUGCACAGUAAUUGCACUUGAACAUACAGAGUGUAUUUGUUCUUACAGAGACCACUCUCAUUUUGUGGUGAAUAUUACUGUUUGGUCAGUGUUUCUGCAAACUGGCAAACCAGUAUAACAGCAGUGACAUAGUGGAGAACAAAUAAGGUAACAAGAAAAAAAAAGUACUUCAAGAUUGUUAUAUUAAUGAAAAUGCAUUGGCAAGGGCCCACAUUUCAUAAUAUUGUGGACAUAAUGGGCAGUGCAAAGUGAUCAUGUUGAAAAGUAAUCACUGUAUGUUGCUCUAUUGGUCAGUGAAAGUCAACUCACUGAAGGAGAAAUUGUGUUCAGUGUCAAACUGGAGGACAAGUUCUGUCUUAAGGAAAAAAAAAAUGGUUGUUAACUAUAAAUGUAUCGUAUUAAUUUGGUGGUACGUAUGGCUUACCUCAGUUUACACUCCCAGCAUUUCCUUUACUGUGUAGAGCACAGCUCAGCUUCAGUCUUACCUCAAAUUUUCAUAUUAUGUUUGAACAGGAACUACUUUUGUAAGAAAAAGCUGUACACCUGAGAAGUGAUGUAACCUUUUGAUUUUCACUAUACAGUAACUAUUAAUACCAAUAUUUGCAUUUAAGUUUUGUAUCAAGAUUGUUCUAUUAAAAGUUUUUUUACAUAAAA